Messenger RNA from Aspergillus ibericus CBS 121593, 2256 nucleotides. RefSeq names its product peroxisomal biogenesis factor 3. Lineage: Eukaryota; Fungi; Ascomycota; Eurotiomycetes; Eurotiales; Aspergillaceae. The coding region runs from base 387 to 1997 and encodes 536 amino acids. The record is from RefSeq and is a predicted model, not a curated record. The transcript has 4 exons. Gene Ontology annotation, molecular function: protein-macromolecule adaptor activity. Gene Ontology annotation, cellular component: peroxisomal membrane. Gene Ontology annotation, biological process: protein import into peroxisome membrane.
UCGUGGGGAUGAAGUGGCACGUCCUACACGCCCUGUCAGCCCUCCAGCUGCAUACGAUGGCAAUUUAGCAAUUAGAAUACCCCAUGCGGAGUGCUUGCUACGCCUUUGCCCUCGCAUCCGCGAUGACCUGACCCGCUGGGGACGAUCAUCACGUUGCCGGUUAUCAUUUGCUGCUGCGCUCGUUAGCCGAGGCCGCGCCAGGGACCCUCGUUCCCCGACCGUGCUUCCCGUCGCUCUCCCAUCACCAUCUUCCACGCUGCCUCUUGGCCUUUCCCUGUGAUUGUUCCCUUCGCAGUCUCAGCUUCAUUGAUUUUAAACUACUUCAUACGAUGCACUGAACUGCCUCUUACAUCUGAAAAACCACCCCCGACCCUCUCUGCUCCACCAUGAUCAGUGCUUCUAAGCGCUGGUUCCGGCGCAAUCGCAAGGGUCUUGCGAUCGGAGCUGGCGUUAUCGGAGCGGGCUAUCUCGCAGGACAGUACCUGCUGUCCAAGAUCUCGGAGGCGCGAGAGCGCAUGAGCAGUGACCGCAUUGCCCGGGAGAACUUACGGCGACGCUUCGAACAAAAUCAGACCGACUGCACCUAUACCGUCCUAGCCCUCUUACCGACUGCGGCGGAGGAUAUUCUCGAGGCCCUACCCGUGGAGGAAUUGACUAAGGAGCUACAGAAGAAGCGUGCAGAGCGACUGGCUCGCCUGAACGCUGGGGAGGGGACAGGCUCGGACCUGAGCUCAGUGUCGCCCAGUGUAACGGACGAUGAUCGACGGAGCUUGUCUAGCUUCCAGAGUGAUGGCUUCGUCCGCACGAGUCAAUUAGGGGAGUCAACCUUCGAGGGUGGCGGCCCACCACGGCCGAAGCGAAAUAAGACUCAGCUCUGGAACGAGGUCAAGAUAACCUCCAUAACCAGGUCAUUCACUCUCAUCUACACCCUAUCCUUGCUGACCAUCUUCACCCGAAUUCAACUCAACCUUCUCGGCCGUCGAAACUACCUGUCCAGCGUGAUCUCCAUGGCUACACCACCUGCCGACGCAUCGACUAUCCGACUAGAGGACCAUGAUGAUGACGAUCUCACACAGACCUUGGGGAAUGAUUUUGAGACAAAUCGGCGAUACCUCGCCUUCAGCUGGUGGCUGCUCCACCGAGGCUGGAAGCAGUUGAUGGAUGAGGUGCAGGCCGCCGUGACGGAGGUGUUUGGCCCUUUGAACCCUAGAGAGGAUAUCUCAUUGGGUAAGCUGUCAGAAUUGACUUUGCAAGCUCGGAGGAAAAUCGAGGGCGAUACCGAGGAGGACAGGAAGCGUCGGAAGUGGUUGUCUUAUCUGCUCCCCUCGAGGGAAGAGGAGGACCAUCUGUUGGAGGAGUCUGGCGUUCUUGGAGUGACAGAACCCACGACGCCUCAGACGACAGCAUCACUGCGCCAUCUCCUGGACGAGACGGCCGACUUGAUUGACUCUCCAACCUUCACUCGUGUUAUGCUGCUUCUCAACAACGAAUGCUUCCAAACUCUGAUCGACCAGUGCAAAGCAGACGCGUUCAAGUCAUCGUCGCAGGCCCCUAUGUCUGUUCCUCAGUCGUUCACAUCAGUUGCCACGGUCGUCCCGGCAGCUGACAGCUCAGACCCGAAAACGAAACUGGCGAAUGUUCUGGCCGUCCUGGCCCGACAGGCUCACGUCAUCGGAAAUGGGACAGCUCCCCCAAACUUGUAUCUAACCGCAAUUGAUCAGGGAGUGCGCGAGCUGGAGGCCUUUGCGGCUGUUGUAUACAGCUCCAAUUUCGACUCGGAGCUGCUUGGGUCCGAAUCAAGGACGCAGCCAUUGGGAGGAGACACGGGCUCUGAUACCUCUUCUUCUCCUGCCCCAGUGAUGGUCGAGAAGGACGAGGUCGAUGAGGAACAACCUGGCCCCGGAGCGUCAGGCGUAGCAGCGGCCGAUGAUUCGGCCUUUGAGAAGGCGUGGGGGAAGGCGGUAGAAGAUCGACCGUCGAGUGGUUCAACCGUGUAGUGCGGGCUUAUAGCACUUGUUGGGGAUGUCCAUGUCAUUUCGGAAUUUGAAUGGUCCCCCAUCUAUACACCGUCAUGUUUAGGCGUAGCAGGGGAGGGAUAGGGGGUGAUUGUAUGAUAGCUCAUGGAAGCUAGUAAUGAUGAUGAUGACUACUGGUUUAUGUAGGACAGGGAUUGUUCGUCUAGUGGUCUGCCGGGCUUGUUGACUGCCAUCAUGCGGACGCGGCUUAUUCAUGACAGGGGGUGAGCAGCACGUGGCC